AUGGCGGCGACGGGGCCCGGUCCCGGCCCCGGUCCCGGUCCGGCGGCGCCUCGUACUAAGACUAAGAAGAAACAGAAGCGGUUCGUACCGCAGCGGGUGAAGGUGCCGCGGGCCGCCGAUCCCCUCCUGGCCGUGCUGGCUUGGGGGGUCAACCACCAGGUGUCACUGACGCGGAGCCCCCCUCACUGGGAUGGCAGCGACCGCCGCCUCCUCCUCUCCUACGACCGCACUUUGGUGGUGAAGGAGCUUUCCAGCGAGGACGUGGCCGACGUCCACGGGCUCCUCUCCCACUACCACCAGGUAGGACCAGAUUAUUUUGGGGGGUCAACCCCCCCGGCAGUGUCCUUUGUCCUCUCCAGGAUGGCAGCCUGCGGGGGGGCCGCUAAGAACAAGGUGACGGUUUCCAAGCGGGUCUGGGACUUCUUGACCAAGGAGAGCCCGGCCAAGCUGGCCCGCCUGAAGGAGGAGACCAAGGUCAGCAUCAUGGUGGACGGCGAGACCUCCGACAUCUACGUCCUGCAGCUCUGCGUGCCCCCCCCCGGCCCCCCGGGGGGGCUCUGCCCGGCCCGCAAAGCCCUCAAAGCUUUAUUGAAAGAAACGGAGAAAGAAUUAAAGAAGAAAACCCAACGGCACGGCGAGCUGGUGGGUUGCGUGGCCGUCCUGGAACCCGGCCCACCAUCUCUGGGUGGUGGCCGGGGGGCAACGGGGGGACGCGGCGGAGGCGGCAGCGGCGGCGGGGGGGCCACCACUGCCUCCGCCGCCACCGGUGGUGGUGGUGGUGGUGGUUCUUCUUCCCGGGAUGAGGAACCGGAGCGUCAGUGUCCCAUCUGCCUGGGGGAGAUCCAGAAGAUGAAGACGCUGGAGAAGUGCCGGCACUCCUUCUGCGAGGACUGCAUCACGCGGGCGCUGCAGGUGAAGACGGCCUGCCCCAUGUGCGGCCGCUUCUACGGGCAACUGGUGGGCAACCAGCCCCCCAACGGCCGCAUGCUGGUCACCCGCGACGCCGGCCUCCUCCUGCCCGGCUACGAGAAGUUCGGCACCAUCAUCAUCCAGUACGUCUUCCCGCCCGGCGUCCAAGGGGUAAGAUGGGGGUGUCGAGUCGCCUACUUGCCCGAUUGCCCCGAGGGCAACAAGGUGCUGGGUCUGUUCCGCAAGGCCUUCGCCCAGCGCCUCACCUUCACCGUGGGCACCUCCAUGACCACCGGCCGCGCCAACGUCAUCACCUGGAACGACAUCCACCACAAGACCAACUGCACCGGGGGGCCACAGCUGUACGGG
This is a messenger RNA of Calidris pugnax (ruff), 1278 nucleotides long. RefSeq names its product deltex 3, E3 ubiquitin ligase (gene DTX3). The transcript has 4 exons. Gene Ontology annotation, biological process: protein ubiquitination; Notch signaling pathway. The record is from RefSeq and is a predicted model, not a curated record. The annotation marks the transcript as partial. Lineage: Eukaryota; Metazoa; Chordata; Aves; Charadriiformes; Scolopacidae.